Messenger RNA from Sipha flava (yellow sugarcane aphid), 5273 nucleotides. RefSeq names its product DE-cadherin (gene shg). The record is from RefSeq and is a predicted model, not a curated record. Gene Ontology annotation, biological process: cell-cell junction assembly; adherens junction organization; multicellular organism development. Gene Ontology annotation, molecular function: cadherin binding; calcium ion binding. The transcript is spliced from 24 exons. Gene Ontology annotation, cellular component: plasma membrane; catenin complex; adherens junction. NCBI's taxonomy places the organism in Eukaryota, Metazoa, Arthropoda, Insecta, Hemiptera, Aphididae. The coding region runs from base 430 to 5103 and encodes 1557 amino acids.
GGCACACCGCCACUACGUUCAGUCGGCAUUUUGACAUCGCCUGUGUUCAGCGUGUGUACGUCACUCUGAUUUUCCGUCGUCCGUGUUCGGUGCGUGUUUUUUAUUUUAAUUUUUUUUUUUUUUACCGUGCGAUCGCGUGCCCGGCUCGUCCGUACCGUUUUGUGUUCCGCCGCGUGUUAUUCAAUACAUCCGAUAGGUCCGCGUGCGACCGUUUAUUUUCGCGUUUUCCACGUAAACAUUGAGUUCCGCACACGCGAUCACAUACCGGACCGGGGCUGAGCUUCGUCAUUGCGCGUCAUGUCGUCCGGUUUCUCGUAGCCGUUUUAGGAGAUUACACGAGUCUCCUGCUGCCUCUUGCCAUCCGAGGUACGUCGUCGAUCUCACGUCGCGCGAGUGUGCGCUGCAUCGGGGUAGUCGUGCUUGCGUACGAUGCGCCGAAAUAGUGGCCGGCCGCCGCCGCCGACAUUUGCGACGCGAUGCAGCUCGUCCGUACGGAAGACGUUGCUGCUGCUGUGUCUGAUGCUAAUGCCGUUCGCGCUUGUAGCCGCCGUCGAACCGUCGUCGCCGGACGAUCUACAACAACAAACAGGUAUGAUUGUUCCGUCCAAUAAUAUGAGGAGAGACACAAAACUGAGACAUCAAAGGCAUUUGGGACAACCACUACCACACCCAGAAGCAUACAUAUCCUAUGAUUACAAUAUGAAUCCAUACCAAGGAAACAAAGGAUUUGGGCCGAAAACCGGAUUGCCAGUACAAGAUAACCACAAACCAAUAUUUACGAACUGUAUGGACUACCACCCCAGCGUUAAGGAAGAACAACCGACCAAUACUUAUGUGUUCACUGUCAAAGCGUUUGACAAGGACCCGCCGGAGAAUGGGGGCACGAUCAGCAACUACACAUUCGUCGCACCGCCCGGCGAACGUCCAAAGUUCUCCAUCGACCGGUUGACCGGUGUGAUCACCACCCGAUACAUGUUCGAUCGAGACGAGCCGACUCGCGAAAAAGAAGUGUAUCUGACGGUCAGGGCCACGGACAACGGAAAACCAACCCUGGACGAUGUGUGCACCAUUAAGGUGACUAUCGAGGAUGAGAACGACAACUCACCGGUUUUCGACAAAGUGGCCUACCGUGGAUUCAACUACAAGUUUUACGCUGAAUCUGUUCCUCAAGAUUUAGGAGUGGGAAGUGAAGUGAUGAGGAUAUCAGCCACCGAUAUCGACGACGGUUUGAACAGUGCCAUAAUAUACGAACUGUCAGCCAGAGUGCCCGUAGACACUAAUUAUUUCCGUAUCAACUCAAACACUGGUGUUAUUCACUUAGACCGCACGAUUGAUAGAGAACCUGGCUACAAGUUCAAGAUGCGUGCCACUGCUACCGAUAAAGGUUCAGUUCCUAGGUCGUCUACAAUGGAUCUAGAAAUCAUGGUAGUUGAAUCCCAUAAAAAAGCACCGACGUUUAUAUCCGUUAUCCCAGAAGGGAUUAUUUAUCUACCAGAAAACUUGGCUAAUUUUAGUUACGACAUAGCCACCAUCAUAGCAGCAUCAAAUACGGAUGAAAAAUCCCCAGUUUUCGAAUUAGUAAUCGGUCGGACAGAACAAUCAAACAAAUUGAACACAUUCCGAUUAGAAUCUGAAGGAAACACUGCUCAUAUCAGAUUGUCGAGAACAAUGGACUAUGAAUCUGUAUCUGAGUACAAUCUCAACAUUCGAAUCCAGAACAAACACAAUUUAGCAGCGGAACAUCAGUUAACCAUUGAACUGAAAGAUGUCAAUGAUAAUAUACCAGUGUUUCCUGAAGGUGUGAUUGGCUCUGUAUUGGAAAAUGAACCAAGUGGAACGGCUGUGAUGCAGGUCCGAGCAAUUGACGCUGAUUUGACUUCUGCCUUCAAUCAAGUUACUUACAUGCUUGCAGACAACAAGGAAUUUUUCACAAUCGACCCAAUUACCGGGAAUAUUACGACUUUGGUGACAUUUGACCGUGAAACUCAAGAUGUAUAUAACGUCAAAGUAAUAGCUACAGAUAAUGCACCAUCAGCUAUAAUGCCAACGGGUGAACAUAACAAGGGUGAACGAGUAUUCCAUAUUGAAAUUGCGGAUAAAAAUGACCAUCCACCUCAAUUCACUCAUGCUGUGUAUGAAGCAGAAGAAAUACCAGAAAAUACUAACCUUAAUACUUUGGUUACCGAAGUGAAAGCUGUGGACAAAGACACAGCUUCUUCUGUUACAUAUAGUAUCAUAGAAGGUAAUAUUAACAAUGCAUUUUGGAUUGAAAAUACCACCGGAAAAAUUAAAGUUAAUAGUCAGUUGGACUAUGAAAACAUUACUAAUUACGAGUUGAAAAUAAGAGCAUUUGAUGGAGCCUUUGAGGAUAGUUGUACUGUAAAAAUAAAAAUAUCAAAUGUUAAUGACAACCCACCAGUGUUUUAUCCUUAUGAUGGUAAUAUAACUAUCACAGAAGAAACACUUAUAGAAGGAUGUAUUGCUAUGCUACAAGCAUACGAUCCAGAUAUUCAAGAUGAGAAAUUAGAUCAACACAUUGUCUAUGCUGUAGUUAAGGAAGAACAAAAAAAGUUAAUGAAAAUCGAUAAAAACGGAUGUCUAUCUCUUAUCAAACCUCUUGAUCGUGAUCCACCUAAUGGUUAUGCUACAUGGCAACCAAUAAUUCAAGCCAGUGAUGAAGAUGGCAAACCCAAUUGCUUGUCAACAACUACAAAUUUCUUUAUUACUCUUCUAGAUAUUAAUGACAAUGCACCAUAUUUGGACAUGCCUCAACCUAUAGUUUGGCGAGAGAAUCAAUCACCUGGAACUAUCACACAGUUAACUGCCAAGGAUAAUGAUGGACCUGAAAAUGGUGCACCAUUUAUUUUUUCAAUUUCUUCUGAUGCUUCAUUUGAAAUCCAAACUAAAUUUGGAAUCAAUGGUGUUGAGCUAAAUGCUUUGACUUCAUUUGACCGAGAAGAGAAAAAAAUGUAUAAUAUACCAAUUACGAUAUCUGAUAGUGGCAUACCUAGUAUGACAGGAACUAGCACACUCCAAGUUGUGAUUGGUGAUGAAAAUGAUAAUGAAAUGUUACCAGGUAGAAGCUCCAUAUUUGUAUAUACUUAUAAAGGUGAAUCUCCAGACAUGGAAAUUGGACGUGUGUACGUUGAAGACAAAGACGACUGGGAUUUGCCUGACAAAACAUUCAAGUGGCUGCAUUUGCCACAUGAACGUUUUGACCUGAAAUCAGAAACUGGCAUGAUUACUAUGCUGCAGAACACUAAAGAACAAACUUAUGUUUUGGAAUUUGAAGUCACAGAAGAAGGACAAAAGAUCAACAGACAUACAGUGAAUUCUGUUGUUGUUAUUACUGUAAAAGAAAUACCUGAAGAAGCUGUUGAUAAAUCUGGAUCAGUUAGAUUGGGUGGGAUUUCGGCUGAAGAAUUUAUCACUCCUGGCGCUAAUAACAUAAGUAAAGCCACUAUUUUAAGACAUCGAUUAGCUACUAUUUUAAAUGCUAGUGUUGAAAACGUUGAUGUAUUUACAAUUUUGCAUUCCCCUCACAAUGCCAACACCACUCAACUCGAUGUACGAUUUUCUGCUCAUGGUUCGCCAUAUUAUGAGCCUGAAAGAAUUAACGCUGCUAUUGAUAAACAUCAAGCUGAGCUUGAAAAAGAUUUGGGUGUUGUUUUCCUCAUGGUCAAUAUUGAUGAAUGUCUUGUGGAAAAACUUUAUUGUGACACAUCUUGUAGUAAUUUCCUGAAUAAAAGCAAUAAACCAGCUGCUGUUUAUACCAAUACUACGUCUUUUGUUGGUAUACGAGCUGUUAUUGAUCCUUUUUGUUCAGAUAGCCAAUGUGGGCAAAAAGAACCAACCAUUAUUCCCUGUCAUAAUGGUGGCACUCCAAGAUCAGAUGGAAAUGGAUGCGAAUGCCCAGCUGGAUUUGAUGGACCUCGAUGUGAAAUUCUUAACAUUGGUUUCUAUGGUGAGGGUUAUGCCUUGUAUCCAUCUCUACAGUCUUGCAUGGAGUCUCAAAUGUCUUUGGAAGUACGCACCACUGUUGAUAAUGGUCUAUUAUUUUACAUUGGACCUAGUAAUGUUAAACCUAAUCCAUUGUCUGUACAAGAUUUUAUGUCAUUGGAACUUAAGAAUGGUUAUCUAGUACUUUUGAUUGACUAUGGCACCGGAACACGUAAAAUUGAACAAAAACAAAUAAGAAUAUCUGAUGGUGAACCACAUCGUAUUGAAAUCAUAUGGACAAAAACUAAUAUCGAAAUUAAAGUAGAUAAUUGCAAUCUCCCAUCGUGUUUAAGUGUUCAUACUCCAAUUGGACCUAAUGAAUUCUUAAAUGUCAAUGGACCUCUGCAACUUGGUGGUACAUUCAUCAAUCUGAGUGCAGUAGCAGCCACAAGAAAUUGGACUUACAAACCAUUCAAUAAUGGAUUUAAUGGCUGUAUUCGAAAUUUAACAUUUAAUAGCCGUCUGUACAAUUUGGGUGCGCCCAGUUUAUCUCAUAAUGUAGACUUUUCGUGUACACAUGGUACAGCAGUAGCUGUGUCAUUUGGUAUCGACGCUAGUUUCUUGAUAGCCAUAUUUGUUUGCCUUGCUGUUUUAUUAAUACUGUUGCUUGCGGUUGUGGUGCAUAGAAGAAAGUCUGAUGAUUUAUAUAAAGAUACAGAUGAUAUAAGAGAAAAUAUAAUCAACUAUGAAGAUGAAGGUGGCGGUGAAGGAGACAUGACUGGCUAUGACUUGAAUGUUUUACGGCUUAUGUAUGAUGGCACAGAACCAGUACAAGGAUUUGAUGAUGCAAAUCUAUUACAAAAACGAGCACCAGAUGAGGUUCCUGAUAUUUGUGGCUUCCUUGGCGACAAACUCAACUCAGUAGAUAAUGAUCCUGAUUUAGGUCCAUAUGAUGACGUACGUAAUUAUAUGUACGAAGGUGAAGGCAAUUCUGUUGGAUCAUUAUCAUCAUUGGCUUCAGGUACAGAUGAUGGUGACUUGAACUUUGACUAUCUAUCUAACUUUGGACCGCGAUUCCGUAAAUUGGCUGAUAUGUAUGGUGAAGAACCAAGUGACGAAGAAAGUGAAACAUACCGCAAUACUCAUCCCGAGUCGUGGUGCUAACAGUCAUUUGAAAGUCGCUCCAAAUAAUCAGUUACCGGUGCAUGUUAUCUGUAACGUUAUAGUGACUACAAUAUUUAAGUUUAAAUACAGACUAUGUAAAACAAUUAAAACAAAUAAUUUGUACAGAGAGUUGAUGGUGCUCUAAUGACAAUUAUUGAAAAACAAUAUUU